This is a messenger RNA of Lipotes vexillifer (Yangtze River dolphin), 589 nucleotides long. Its product is annotated as nuclear body protein SP140-like protein. The transcript is spliced from 5 exons. Lineage: Eukaryota; Metazoa; Chordata; Mammalia; Artiodactyla; Lipotidae. Gene Ontology annotation, biological process: regulation of transcription by RNA polymerase II. Gene Ontology annotation, cellular component: nucleus. The annotation marks the transcript as partial. The record is from RefSeq and is a predicted model, not a curated record. Gene Ontology annotation, molecular function: DNA-binding transcription factor activity, RNA polymerase II-specific.
GGGUCGGAGGCCAAGCUCAGGCCCAGGCCAGGCUGGGCGGGAAGAUGGCUGGUGGGGGCAGCGAGCUCAGCAGCAGGAUAUCCACAGAAAAUCAGAACACAGACGACAGGCUUAUCUUUGAGACUGUAUUCAGGCACUUCAAAAGACAUAAAGUGGAGAUUUCAACUGCAAUAAAAAAGACAUUUCCUUUCCUUGAGGUUCUUCGUGACCGUGAACUCAUCACCAAUAGAAUGUAUGAAGACUGUCAAGAUUCUUGUAGAAACCUGGUCCCUGUAUCGAGAGUGGUUUACAAUGUUCUCAAUGAGCUGGAGAAGACAUUUGACUUGUCGCUUCUGGAAGCUGUGUUCAGUGAGGUCAACCGGCAGGAAUAUCCUGAUUUAAAUCACGUUUAUGAAAGCUUCGUAAAGGCAAUCCAGGAGAAAAUUAAUCAUGAAGAAAGCAGUGGAGAAGAGAGGGGGGAGAGACCUACGCUCCCACUAAGCCUUGAGCAAGGCAGCGACCUCAGUGCUUUGAUGUCAUGUGCAGCAGUGGUCAGUGCUGCAGCCACAGUGGCGGGGGAGCAGGUGAUGAGCGUUCCUCAGGGGACAAG